AUGGAGGAAGGCGACAAGUUCCCAUGGUUCAACGACGGCGACGUCCUCAUCGUCCUGACCGCCGCUCGUCAAUUCAAGCUGCAUCGCAACGUCCUGCGCAACGCCAGCCCGACGCUGAACCGUCUGCUCCACGAUACCUUUGUCACGAGGACCGGGAAAACGCUGCCUAAGAGACUGCGGCAACCGGGGAAGAUCAUCCGUCACCGUCUCAGCGGCGAGCCGAACGAUGGAGAUGACUUUCUGCCCAAUGUCACCCUCCAGCCCGUCCAUCUUGACGAAUACGGUCAGCCGCUGGUUCCUGACAUCCUGCCUCCCCUGCCCCUGACGUUUGAAAACGGUCGUGCUGUCAAUCCCGUCUAUCCGGCAUACGAAAUGGUGCUCGGCGCCAUGUACAACCGCGACCUCGACUUUGGUGACUUUGACGUCACCUCCCUCGACGACAUUCUCGAAAAGGCGCAGCAUGUGCUGCUUGUCGCCGAAUACCUCCAAGUCGUCCAUCUCAUCACCAAAUCCAUCGAAGCGUCAUUGCUAGCAACAGGCCAAGCAGUUUAUCGCGCCAUCGCUGACAUGCCCGCGGCAUGGCUGUUGCUAGCCUAUCGCAUGCAAUGUAAAUCCAUCUUCAAAGAGGCCCUGAUCCACGUCACCGGACAGUACAAUACGCCAGAAGUGCGCGCGACGAUUAACAACUUCCCUAAUUCAGUCCGCAAGAUCGUAGAGGACAAGGUCAAUACAGUCAGAGGGGGUCUCGAGGUGGCUCAACAGAGCAUCAUGGCUCACUACCCAUCCAACAUAACGCGCGAUGCCUUUGGCGACAAGGCGAAAUUGACCAAGGACUCCUACGCGAGCGAUGUCGUGACCUGGAUGGCCGUGGCGGCGUACCGGCAAUGGAUGGGGAUGAAUCUCGUGCGAGACAAAACACACCAAGCCAACGACAUGGGAUUCGCCUUCUUCAGCCAGCUGCACAAAGGCGGAGAGGCGUAUCUCGGUCGCGAGGCGCUGGAGCAAUUCGCCAAGCUCUUUCCCAUGAGCCCGAAGUUGACGAGCGUGCUGAGGGAGAGGCUCCUGGGCAUCAAGGAUACUGUGAAGGAGAGCUUUGCCGCGCCAUUCAUGGAGAACAAAUCUCAGCUCGACACCAGCACGUAUUCUCAUGGCUUCUUCACUUGCACUUACGUGGAUUCUGCCGACUUCCCGUGGCUUAUGGAAGAGCAGGAGGAAGAUGAGAGCAGCGAGGACGAGCACUGA
This is a messenger RNA of Neohortaea acidophila, 1242 nucleotides long. RefSeq lists its product as uncharacterized. The record is from RefSeq and is a predicted model, not a curated record. The transcript is spliced from 4 exons. Lineage: Eukaryota; Fungi; Ascomycota; Dothideomycetes; Mycosphaerellales; Teratosphaeriaceae. Bases 1 to 1242 code for a protein of 413 amino acids.